Molecule: messenger RNA, 5596 nt
Organism: Cyanistes caeruleus (blue tit)
Lineage: Eukaryota; Metazoa; Chordata; Aves; Passeriformes; Paridae
Gene: HERC3
Product: HECT and RLD domain containing E3 ubiquitin protein ligase 3
Molecular function (GO): ubiquitin-protein transferase activity
Source: RefSeq, a predicted model, not a curated record
AUUUUUAAAAGAAAUUAGCACUAGGGAAGAUGACUGUAGUCUACAGGGAGCAGAUGUUGAGGUAUCCUUUUAAAAGGUAUCCCAAAUUAAUAUUUAGCUCAUGUGGUACAAUGUCACUGUAGUUCAAGUCGUAUACUGGUGACAUUUUUUUGAGCUCAGAGGCAGUAUCUAUUUAUCUUAGCAGGGAACGUGAUCCUUGGAUCUUCAGGAUGGCUGCUUAUGUCUUUGUAACAUGCAGUUCCCCAGGCUGAGAGAAACAGCAGUCCCAGAUUUCUACCAUUCCAGUGUCAGUUUUGAAAUGAUUCCCUGCCACCUUCAGGGUAUUGCUCAUACAUUUCUAGUUUGGGUUUUUUUGGUGGUGUGAUAGAACAUGAAGUUCGCUCUAAAUGUAGCUGUUUAAAGCACAUGCACACACUUCAAUUUUCUUCUGUCCCACGGCAUUCCUAUUCUUAGGGUAGCCAGCAUCGAGGGUAUCUUCCAUCAGGCAUUAUGGCAGCCACAUAGAGAGUGUACAUCAUGACUGAUUUAACCAGGCAGAGCCUUGUAAUCUGCUUUUUCCUCUUCGUGCUUUGGAGCUGGCCAGUGAUAAGCGGGUGUGGGUGUGAACGAGUUAAAUUGUGCUAUAGAGGAAGAAGGGCUGCUAAAGAUAAGCGGGGUCCUGCAUUACUUUAAAGCACCUAAUAAGAGAUCCUGGUUAACAGUUUGUGGUAGGAAAUUGCACCACUGACGAAGUACUAACUGGAAAAUCCAGUCCUCUCCCUUCCCCUUCCAGCUCAGUCCUGCCUCAGCGGAAGUGACCACAGCUGACGGGCGAAGGGAAGGAUACAUGACUUGCUGAAAAGAGAGAAAAUGCUAUGCUGGGGCUACUCGUCUUACGGACAACCUGGGAUAGGUAGCAACCUCCAGGUCAUCAUUCCUGAACCACAGGUAUAUGGGUUCAUCCAUGAUAGAAAUGUCAAGGAGGUGGCGUGUGGAGGAAACCACUCUGUGUUCCUGUUGGAAGAUGGAGAGGUGUAUACCUGUGGCUUGAACACCAAAGGUCAACUGGGGCAUGACUGUGAAGGAAGCAAGCCAGAGCAAAUCGGGGCUCUGGCCGGGCAGCACAUUGUGCAUGUGGCCUGUGGGGAGUCGCACAGCGUGGCCCUCAGCGACCAGGGCCAGCUCUUCUCCUGGGGCGCCGGCAGCGACGGACAGCUGGGGCUCACCACUAUGGAAGAUGCAGUGACAGUACCAAGGUUGAUAAAGAAGUUGAACCAACAGACGAUACUGCAGGUUUCCUGUGGAAAUUGGCAUUGUCUGGCUCUGGCAGCAGAUGGCCAGUUCUUCACAUGGGGGCAGAACAGCUAUGGUCAGCUGGGCUUGGGCAAAGAAUGUCCCUCCCAAGCCAGUCCACAGCGUGUCAAGUCUCUUGAUGGGAUCCCUUUGGCUCAGGUUGCUGCAGGUGGAGCCCACAGUUUUGCCCUGUCUCUCUCAGGGGCUGUGUUUGGCUGGGGAAAGAACAGCUCAGGACAGCUGGGACUAAGUGAUGAACGAGACAGAGAGUCCCCCUGUCACGUGAAGCUGCUGCGGUCUCAGAAGGUUGUUUACAUCAGCUGUGGAGAGGAACACACAGCAGUCCUGACAAAGAGUGGAGGGGUGUUCACCUUCGGUGCAGGUUCCUGUGGGCAGCUGGGCCAUGACUCCAUGAAUGAUGAGGUGAACCCCCGAAGAGUUCUCGAGCUGAUGGGCAGUGAAGUAUCCCAGAUUGCUUGUGGCAGACAUCACACUUUAGCCUUUGUGCCUUCUUCAGGAAUGAUCUAUGCAUUUGGCUGUGGAACAAGAGGCCAGCUGGGAACAGGACACACUUGCAAUGUAAAGUGUCCCUCUCCUGUCAAGGGUCACUGGGCAGCUCAUAAUGGGCAACUCUCAGGGAAACCUGACGCCUGUAAAUACCACAUUGUUAAACAUAUCUUCUCUGGAGGAGACCAAACAUUUGUGCUUUGCUCCAAAUACGAGAAUUCCUUGCCUGCUGAUGAUUUCCGGACCAUAAAUGAAACACGUUACACCUGUUUAAUAAAUGAUGAAACUAUAGAUGUCUGGAGGCAAAAGCUUUUAGAAAAGAACAGUUCUAAUUCUGUCAAUAAUGUUGUUCAGAUACUGUCCUCAGCUGCCUGCUGGAAUGGAAGCUUCUUGGAGAAGAAAAUUGAUGAACAUUUUAAAACCAGUCCAAAGAUCCCAGGGAUUGAUCUGAACUCCACAAGAGUGCUGUUUGAGAAGCUGAUGAACUCUCAGCACUCCAUUCUCCUGGAACAGAUACUGAAGAGCUUUGAAAGCUUUUUGAUUCCUCAGCUGUCCAGCUCUCCACCAGAUGUUGAGGCAAUGAGGAUCUAUCUGAUUCUCCCAGAAUUCCCACCAUUCCAAGACUCCAAGUAUUACAUCUCUCUGACACUUCCUUUAGCAAUGGCUAUUUUGCGCUUGGAUACCAACCCCAGCAAAGUUCUUGAUAACUGGUGGUCGCAGGUGUGCCCAAGAUACUUCCUCAGGCUUGUGGACCUCUAUAAAGGUGCGGUGGUUUACCUCCUCAGUGGAAGGAAGACGCUGCUGAUCCCAGUCCUGUUCAGCAGCUACAUUACAGCUGCUCUCAGGCUUCUGGAGAAACUCCACAAGGUGAAUCAGAAGGUUAAACAUGUGGAAUAUGAUAAGUUUUAUAUCCCUGAGAUUUCCAGUUUGGUGGACAUUCAGGAGGAUUAUCUCAUGUGGUUUUUGCACCAGGCUGGAAUGAAAGUAAGGCCAUCCAUCAUGCAGGAUGCUGUGACUCUCUGCUCUUACCCUUUCAUCUUCGAUGCUCAAGCUAAGACCAAGAUGUUACAGACAGAUGCAGAAUUACAGAUGCAGGUUGCAAUAAAUGGUGCAAAUUUGCAGAAUGUCUUCAUGCUUCUCACCCUGGAGCCUCUGCUGGCCAGAAGCCCUUUCCUGGUACUUCAUGUUCGCAGGAGUAAUUUAGUUGGUGAUGCUUUAAGGGAGUUGAGCAUCCAUUCAGACAUUGAUUUGAAAAAACCUCUCAAAGUCAUCUUUGAUGGUGAAGAAGCUGUUGAUGCUGGAGGAGUGACGAAGGAAUUUUUCCUCCUGUUGUUAAAAGAGCUACUUAACCCUAUUUAUGGCAUGUUCACUUACUACCCAGAGUCAAACCUGCUGUGGUUUUCAGACACGUGUUUUGUAGAACACAACUGGUUUCAUUUGAUUGGCAUCAUAUGUGGUCUUGCAAUCUACAAUUUCACAGUGGUAGACCUUCACUUUCCCUUGGCUCUGUACAAAAAACUCUUGAAUGUGAAGCCCUGCCUAGAGGAUUUGAAGGAGCUGUCCCCUACAGAAGGAAGAAGUCUCCAGCAACUUCUAGAUUACCCUGGGGAAGAUGUGGAGGAGACAUUCUGUUUGAAUUUUACAAUCUGCAGGGAAAGCUAUGGUGUAACAGAGCAGAAGAACCUGAUCGAAGAUGGAGAUAAAAUCCUGGUGCAGAAGGACAACAGGGAAGAAUUUGUUGAAGCCUACGUAAAUUACAUCUUCAACCUCUCCAUCCAAGAGUGGUACACGGCCUUUUCUACUGGCUUCCUGAAAGUGUGUGGUGGGAAGGUCCUGGAACUCUUCCAGCCCACUGAGCUCAGGGCCAUGAUAGUUGGAAACAGUAACUACAACUGGGAGGAACUGGAGGAGAGCGCUGUCUAUAAGGGAGACUACACUGCCACACACCCAACUGUGAGAAUGUUCUGGGAGACGUUCCAUGCAUUUCCCUUGGAAAAGAAGAAGAAAUUCCUCUUGUUCCUGACGGGCAGCGACCGCAUUCCCAUCUACGGCAUGUCCAGCCUGCGCAUCAUCAUCCAGUCCACGCCCAGUGGGGAGCAGUACCUGCCCGUGGCUCACACCUGCUACAACCUGCUGGACCUGCCCAAGUACAGCAGCAAGGAGAUCCUCAGCGCCCGCCUCAUGCAGGCCAUUGACCACUAUGAGGGCUUCAGCUUGGCCUGACCCCGCGGGGCCAGCACAGACUCUUGGUGCUGAGCAAGAGAACGAUGGGCUUGGGCUUUAUUUUUGUAAGGGAAUAGGUAUCAACUUUUUCUUUUUUUUUUUUUUUUUGGGGGGGGUGGUGUUAAAUAUAAAUAAUAAUAAUAAUAGAGAUGAUGCAGUCUCAGCCUGAUGCUGCCAGCAUUUUGUGGGGCUUCAGCAGGGAGAGGCUCUUGCUAUGAAUUUUCUCAUCUACUGAACAAGACCAGUUCAGUGGGCAUUUCCCCUCCAACUUUACAUCACUGCCCUCCUGGCAAUUCCUUGUAGUUUGCUUUUAUUGCCCCCAUACACACACACUCUUACCUCUUCUUUUAAUUCAGUUGAAAUAUCUUGAUGUCCCUUGCAUUUAAGAUAUGGUGGAAAUUAAGGAUGAAACAGCAAUCUCCUCUUUGAAAAGCUGUGAUUUCCCCCCACUCCUUUUUCAGCCCUUUUUAAAUGCAAGCUGGUUCUUGCUUGCUUUGAAUGGAAAUAUCUCCUCUGCCCUUUGGUCCUUGGUGGAUGGUACUGGGCUGGGAUGUCAUUUGUGACCCCAAAGUGGUGCAUUAGUGAUGUUCUGUCUUUUUGCACCAGGAUGUCUCAUGGAAAAUAUGGUAGUUUACAGAGGUCAGCUUGUUUUUCCUCACUUGUCUUGGAUUUUAUUUUCAAGCUUCUCAAUGAAGCCUCAGAAUCCCUCUGUACUGGGGUUUGUGUUCAGGCUUGUGGAAGGACAAGCUCUACCUAUAAUAGCAGGUUUCUCUAAAUGCCUCCCUCGUGAUGUGUUUCUGUCCUGGCAAGUCUGCAGUCUGGGUGGGUGGCCAGCCCUCUUUUUCCAUCCCAGCAGUCCUGUUACUCCAAUACAAGGUGAGGUGGCUGCUUUUACUGCUGUCACCUCCGUCCAGAGGAGCUGUGUGUGUGGAUGUGUGAGUGCAGGGGAGUGUGAGUGUGGGAGGUGUGUACAAUCUCUCCAGUCUCGUCAGGUCAAAGAAAGGAGUAGAAGAUCCCCGUCUUGAGUGAUAGCCCCCUGUCUGGAGAUUGGUUUGAUCUUUGCAGUUAGACUUACUUUACUUUGCUGUUUGAGAACAGCUCUCUCUCACUUGGCAGCUGCUUUGCCAGGGGGCCUGAAGGACAAUCUGUAUAAAUUAGACUGGAAACAUAGAAAAAUCACAACCUAAAUCUAUGAUUGGAGAGCUUUUGUCCUCUUUUCCUCAGUCUCACUGCCUCGUUAAGUGAAGUUUGAAUGAUUUUUCUCCCUUCUCUCCUGCCAUUUUUCUGAUCUUGAUGUAAAUCUCAUUUUAAGCCUAGGAUGGUUUUGACAUUGACUUGUUAUUAGGACAUAGUAUUUAUGCACCAUGUUCAAUUUACAGUAUUGAACUUUGCACCUCGUAACAAAAGGUUUUAGGCUUCUGGGUUUUUUUGGUUUUUGUUUUUAAAGACAAGCUGUGGGCUACGUGGAGAGCCCCCCAGCCUCUUUCUAAUGCAGCAUUGAAGACAAAUAUACAAUUAUAUCAAAUGUUUAUUUUCGAUGUGUGUGUACAUAGUACAGUAUUAUGCAAUAAAUUUGAUGUUUAAUUCUGAUGGA